This is a messenger RNA of Macrosiphum euphorbiae (potato aphid), 327 nucleotides long. NCBI's taxonomy places the organism in Eukaryota, Metazoa, Arthropoda, Insecta, Hemiptera, Aphididae. The record is from the annotation of a GenBank genome assembly.
AUGAGUCAAAUAAUUGGUUACGUAGUCAUUGAAAAAAACGAAGAUAAUAAACCGAUUAAACUUAGAAUUGAAGAAUCAUUUCUUAGAUACUGUUUAUUAAAUGAUCAUUCAGCAUCAGGAUUUUCCGAUAAAAUUUUAGAAAAUAUUAAAAGCGAUGGAUUAGAUAUCGGUAAAUUACGAGGACAAGGCUACGACGGUGCAGCUGUAAUGGCUGGAGUUUAUAAUGGAGUUCAAAUUAAAAUAAAAGCUUAUUGUCCUCUUGCAGAGUAUAUUCACUAUAAUGUACAUAAUUUAAACUUGGUUUUAAACGAUACAAAAUUUUUUUGA